AGUUACGGUGAAGGGUGGAUUGUACGCACAUUUGUCUCUUUAUCUUCUUCGUUCUCACUUCUCACUCACUCUACCUUUCUCUCUCACUGCACUUUAUUCUCUUCCUUACUCUCACCAUCUUUGCUAUCUUUGUUCUUUCUCUUGCCACUGUUCCGUUGUUACCAGCUGUACUGUGACACAUCCAGAUACAUCGAACUUGCCCGUAAUAAAGAAUCGCUGACGAGAAGUGAGCUGACUGGUUUCGAGAACGCGUGUUGUUGGGUGUCGUGUUGCGUGCACGCGGUGUGUAACCUAAAGUGUGCAUCCAUAUGCACGUCAUUGGUGCGUGAAAUAAACAUACUGUGCUGCAGCGAACAUACCAAAAGUUUACCCUGAGACCGCCCCCCCGGAAGUCAAGAUGCAUCGUAUUACGUUCACUGCCGUCGUCUUACUUUUUGGUCUUAUUGGAUGUACACAUUCGCAGGAAAAUCUAUCGUCGGAUGACGUGCUGCAGAAGGUCAAUAGUGUGGUGGGCAACAUCCCGGAAUUGAACAACGCAUCACUGCCCAACAUCGAGGAGGCCAAAAAUCUCUUAAAGGAAAAGUGUACGAAGAACGGUGGACCAAAAGCAUUUGACAUUGUCCAGCAAGCUCAAGUAAACGCGUCGCAGUGCAUUCAGUCGCUCGUCAACAUCACGGAGCUGCAGGCGGAGAUGGAGAAGUAUAAACCAACCGGUGAUCUAGACAUCGUCUUUAAGAAUUACUGCAACAAGCGCUCCACUUUGAGGGCCUGCGUUAGCGAUUUCACGGACAAGAUAGAACAUUGUCUAGACGAGAAGGAGAAGGAGAACAAGAAAAUCGUAUUGAAUAUCACCGAUUCGUUAUUGGAGUUUAUUUGCUACAAAGAGGGGGAUCGCAUCGCACUCUUCAUAUCGGCUGGAGGACCGGAAUGCUUCCAAUCAAAACAGCAAGCGCUUCAAGACUGUGCCAACAAUACGUACGGCAGUUAUCUACCAAAAACUGAUUCUUCUAGUAACGGUUUGGCAGGACUCGAGAGUCUACCAUCGCUGAUGUUUGGUCCCAAAGAAUGCAAGGAUAUGACCAAUAUUCAAGCUUGCGUUGUGACGGAACUGGAAAAGUGUACUGAUCCAACGCCCGCGAAUAUAAUGGAUUCUAUAUUCAAUUUCAUCAAAAAAGUAACGCCGUGUGAGAAUAUACUCAAUGCGGAAAGCGCUGCUGCUACCGGCACACAAAAGUCUGGUGCUUUGAACAUGUUGGGCGCUCUUUCGACUAUAGGGAUUUUCCCGUUUGUAAUGACAGGCGGAAAAAGAGCUGAGUUUACAUCCGACGAAGAUUCAGUCAACAAUGAUGCGUGUAGUGAAACCAGCGGCCAAUCCGACAACCGCAGCAUGCUGGAGGACGCAAACGACAACGAGGUGGACGAACUCGCGCAGCAGGAGACGUUUGAGGAAAAACUGAAGGAGGCGAUCGACGGUCUGACGCAGAAGAGCGCCAAGGGCCGAACCAUCUGCUUCAACGGCAUAGAGAAGAUCUUCGCUAUCAAGUAUAUCCCCGACUUUGUCGAGGACCGAAAGAUGACCAUCACGGAUGCCGUGGAGCGCAGCUUGAAGAAGGGACGCGAUGACGAACAAUCGACAGCGGCCAGACUGAGCACUCUCUUAUGCGUUCAGCUGGGUGCAUUCGAGAGCGCUGAGAUAAUCUGCAGGGAUUUGAAGUCGACUUUCACCUUUAUCGCCAACGACAAUACAGCUCCUGUCCACGCUCGCGCCGAGUGUUGCUGGGCCUUGAGUAUGAAUCAGUUCUUGUCGGGCAACGAUGCCACUGACACCAUGGAAAUCGUACAGCUGCUGUCGUCCAUCUUCUCCGGCUCGUACCUCAAAGGGAAUGGCGCGAUCGCGAACAUAUCAACAGACGUGGCGGCACUACACGCGGCGGCAAUCUCAUCCUGGACUCUGCUUCUGACAGUCAUGACUUCUGCGGACAUCUACAAUCUACUGGCGAGCGACAGAACAAACAGCUACAUGCCCUCUCUCAAUCGAUUGCGCGAACUAUUGGAAUCACCGCAUCUCGACGUACGCCUGUCAGCUGGCGAGGCCCUGGCUGUGAUAUUCGAACUCGGUCGCGAUUUCUCCUGCGACUACGAGCAGGACUGGGCGUUGGACCUCGUCGAAAUUCUCAAGGAACUCGCGACGGAUUCCAACAAGUAUCGAGCUAAGAAAGACCGCAAGCAGCAGCGCGCCAAUUUCCGAGACAUUCUGCGUUAUAUCGAGGAAGACGUUGUUCCGGAGAUGCACGUCAAAUUCGGAGGUUCUGGUCAAGAAGUUCUGUAUUUAGAGGGAUGGUGCGCGAGGACUCAAUACAAUGCCUGCUGUCGGCUCUUAGGCCCCGGAAUCAAUAUCCAUCUUGCUGAAAAUCAACUGCUGCGCGAGAUCUUCCAUCUCGGCAACAAGGUUCUGCCCGCACCGCACCAUAUUCAGAAAACGAGUAAAUUGGAAAGAACAUUGAUGAAUGCGGCCGCGUUUAAAGCACGCACCAUUCAGCGCAACAAGAACCGCGACAAGCGCUCCGCAGCCAUGGCACCGUAAUUAUACUUCUGCUCUCCUAUACUGGCUGUCUGAUUUUAGUGUAAUGCAAGUAUACUUAAAUUUCCUGUUAAUUUAUUGCAACUAUAUUUAAUAGCGCAAAUUACUGUUCUCUUGGCAUCAAGUCAAAAUUUUUACCGAUACUCCACGUGUGCGUUUCGCUCUUUACAAAAAUCUCUGUCAAUAUGAAUACAUGAGAUUGAUCUUGACGCUAUAUUUAUUUAAUAAUAAAUAUUUAAUGAAGUCCACGUGUAUAUACAAGUCUAAAUAUAUAUGUAUAUAUACAAACAGUAACGCUGACGCAAUAACAAUGAUCGCGUUUUAUGUAGCUAAAUGAUUUCGGCAUGUACAAUUGAUUUUAUCAAUUCUAAUAUUAAUCAAUGUGAUAUUGUUUGAACUGUUAUUAUCGUCGCUGUUGUUUCUUGGGUGUAUAUUGUAUGUUAACUGGUACAUCAAGGUGUUAUACAGUGUUUUAAUUGCUAUGGACGGAAUUGUUUUGAAACUAGUUUUGAUUGUAAGAUGCAAACACCUGCAAUCGCUAUCUUCGGAAUUAUUUCGCAUGUUAACAAUAAUGGAUAUAUAAUUGGGGUGACGAUAUACUUACCAGCAUUGUACAUAAACAGGUGUAAAUUGUAAUAACGCGUUCCAAUAAACAGAUUGUAAGGAUGAACACGAA
Molecule: messenger RNA, 3257 nt
Organism: Linepithema humile (Argentine ant)
Lineage: Eukaryota; Metazoa; Arthropoda; Insecta; Hymenoptera; Formicidae
Source: RefSeq, a predicted model, not a curated record